This is a messenger RNA of Penicillium cataractarum, 246 nucleotides long. RefSeq lists its product as uncharacterized. The transcript has a single exon. The record is from RefSeq and is a predicted model, not a curated record. Bases 1 to 246 code for a protein of 81 amino acids. Lineage: Eukaryota; Fungi; Ascomycota; Eurotiomycetes; Eurotiales; Aspergillaceae.
AUGCACCUUCCCGGCGCCAAUGAACUACCGCCUGUGGAAGGUACCGUUUACCUGGCGGCGACACGCAAUGGCGAGGUGAAGGGCAAAAUCAACGCAAUCUCUAUCUUCUUCACGACUCUCCAUUCACUUCCUCCCGCCUCGCACAUCGUCUACCCACAUCUCUCUUUCGCUGUACGCCAGCAUCAAAGUCAAUCGACUGUCGAAUCGUGGACUCUGAAGCCAUACUCCAACUUGAACUCACUGUGA